Vitrella brassicaformis is the source of this 1349-nucleotide messenger RNA. The record is from the annotation of a GenBank genome assembly. NCBI's taxonomy places the organism in Eukaryota, Vitrellaceae.
GUUGCCCCCACCACCCGCCCCAUCACACAGCACACCAUGGGCAGUAGCUACUCCAGCCGUGUGAGGCCUGCGCCGCCCCGAGGGGACUCCCACACCCUCUACCGAGAGGCCGGGGACCGUGAGGUGGCCACCACUGCCCUCAACGACCUCGGCUACAUCCUAUUCGACUAUUGGGGUCGGCGCAAGGCGUUUAAGGCUGCCAAGAGGGAGGAGGCCCGCGAGCGCGUCAGGGAGAUCCCCGUCAGCUGCGCCGAGGUGGAUGUGGAGGACGGCUGGUGCGCUUUGGGCCACAAUACGAUGUAAGCUGGACGAAGUGCUGCUCUGCAUGCAUCGACCAUUUAUCCAUGGCUCUUCUGUCAUCCCUGUUUCUCCAUCUGCAUGUGUCUCUUAUGCAGUGCUCAGGGCAGCACUGGUCCGUCCGACAACACCACCGACGCGCAGCACAACGGGGAUACCACCGACACGCCGCGGCCUCCCCCACAAGAUGACUGGGUCAUCAUCUCACCAACCGACCCAGCAGCCCCAGGCGGCCACCGCCACCGAAGAGGCGGGCGAGACGGAAGAUGCCGGGGCACAGCAGGCGGGGGAGGAAGAUGAUAAGGGAGAGGAGGAGGGAGAUGAUAAGGGAGAGGAGGAAGAGACCGCCCCACACUACGACAGCCCACCCAAGACCGAGGGGGCCGAGGGAGAGGGGGAAGGAGCGGCCGACACAGUCGAUAACACCAAGGCCGCACAGCAAGGCGAGGAGGCCGCCGUCAAGGGAGGGAGUGGAGGAGAGGAGGACAACGGCCAGGGCGCCACCAGUGGGGAGGAGGGAGGGGCCAGCGGGGGAGGAGGAGAGGACCAGAUCGUCGACUACGAUCCGGUUGGGGAUGCCAUGCGUUUGUGGGGCCCCCCGCCGAAGGACGAGAUGGUCUUCGACUUCGACCUCGCCGGGAAGUACUUCGACAGCAAGCCAUACUACUACGACAUGGAGGUGUACCCCCACUACCCCCCCGAGUGGAUCCUCCCCGACCCAACCACAUGGGUCCGCACCAAGGCGUCCCACCACACCAUCGCCAUGUGGGCAAACGAGGAGCGGCGCGAGAAGGCCCGCAAGAUGCUCGCUGGCCUGUGGCGGGUGCCGGAGGGGGCGGUGUGAGGGAACUAAAGGUGGGAGGCCGAUUGAUACAGCGGCCUGGUGGCGGGUGGAGGCGGUGGUGCGGGGUGUGGUGUGUGUGAUGGCGGCGGGCGGUCAGUGGGCGGUGAGUCGGUGGGCGGCUUGUCGUGUUGUUUGUGUUGCAUUGUGUAUGGUUCGUGUGGUGACUCGUGCGUGGUGACUCUCAUCUUUGACUGUCGGUGCUAUUUUU